Salvia hispanica is the source of this 1904-nucleotide messenger RNA. RefSeq lists its product as uncharacterized. The record is from RefSeq and is a predicted model, not a curated record. Lineage: Eukaryota; Viridiplantae; Streptophyta; Magnoliopsida; Lamiales; Lamiaceae.
AAAUGUCCACAACCUCAAUUCACAUUUCACACCAACUUCUUCUUCUCCUUCCCCAUCUCACAUUUGUCGUGCAAAAUCAAACGGGGCUUCCACCACCCUUUCACCUACUCAACACCCUCUUCCCCCCACCUCCGCCGCCGCAGCUCGUAUUUUUUCUCUAUUCAAUUUUCUUAUUCUCUUUCUUGCUAACGCAGCCGCAUCACCAUUUCAACCUCCUCAAAUAGGAAUCCUAUCCGAUAAUCUCCUCUUUUUUUCCGAUCGGAUUCGGUUACUUACUUUUACUCUCAUCUUGCAAGGAUCUACGGCUAUUUCCCUCUUUUAUCAAGUGUAUAAAUUCAUAUCACAGAAUGAAGAGGUCGUCAUACUAUAAUGCAGUUCCUCAGGUGCCAGAUCAGUGGCCAAUCAAAAAAGCACUCACCCUCUCUGAUAUUGAUAUCACCCAUCCUUUCCUAACGCUGUCUCGGCAACAAGUUGAAACUAACAUCGUUGUGUACAUGACACCUCAAGAUCAGGAAAUCUUAAGAGCUGAAGGACAAGUGGGUUUUAAUGCUCAAGAUGAUGAUAAUGGCGAUAUGUAUGCGAUGAGAUUGAAGUGGCGUGGGAGCUAUUAUAAUCUCAUUGGGAAAUGGGGAAAAGUUGUCCGUGGAAAGGGACUUGAUGUUGGGCAGGAAAUUAGACUACGGUGGUUUAAUGGCUGCUUACAUUUCUCGGUGCCACAACAGCAGAUUGUUCCAGUUCCACCGCCAGUCCGCUUGGUUGCAGCACCACCUAUGGUGCAGGACCAUUGGCCUAUUAGAAAGAUCUUGACAUCGUCAGAUGUUGAUACCACUCAUCCUUUCCUUCCAUUGCCUCGUAAGUUAGUUGAAGAGCAUAUUCUUGCACAGUGGACGCCACAAGAAAGGGAAAAAUUGAGGAAAGAAGAGCAGGUGCCUAUUAAUGUUCGAGACUAUGAUACAGGUGAAAUUUAUGGGUUGAAAUUAAGGUGGCGUGGAAAUUACUAUAACCUAGUUGCAAAGUGGGCUAAUGUUAUUAGACAUAAAGGACUUGGUGUUGGGCAAGAAAUCAGAUUACGCUGGGUUAAUAAUUGCUUAUACUUCUCUGUUCCAGAGGAGUGUUAUGUCACUGCAACACCGGGUCCGGAUAAUUGGCCUAUUAAGAAAGCUCUCACAUUGUCCGAUGUGGAUACAAAUCAUCCUUUCCUUACUUUGCCAGGCAAAGCAGUAGAAGAUCACAUCCUCUUCUACUGGACACACCAAUCUCGGGAGCAAUUAAGGAAUGAACAUCAAGUUGGCAUCAAUGCUCGAGAUUAUGAUACAGGUGAUGUGUAUGUGAUGAAGUUGAAGUGGCGUGGAAGUUAUUACAACCUGAUUGGUAAAUGGGGUAAACUCAUAAGAGAGAAAAGACUGCAAGUAGGGAGGGAGAUCAGAGUACGAUGGGACAACGGUUUCUUGGUAUUCUCAGUUCCCGAGCUAUAGGGUCGUUUCUUUUAGAUGUAGGUUGAUAUGAUCAAGGUGGUAGUUUUACUGGGACAAGAAGUUUCAACUUGGUUACAAUUCAUUUAAAUUGUUUGUGGAUAGAGUGAGCAAGCACACUGAUGGCUGACAGCCAAAUAUCUUCAAUUGAAGAGAGCGAUUAAGAUCAUUGUUGCUAUGUACAUACGGAAGAUUCUCAGUUAUGUGGUGUUUGUUCUUUGAAGUUGAGCAUUUUCUUGUGCCAUUCUCUCUUCGGAUUGAGACUGCCUCAGCUGAUACCAUCGGAAAAGUUGUGGCAAGAGAAGGAUCUCUCCGGUGAUAUAUAUCCUUUUCCUCUGAUGAAAUGCAUUAGAGUGUGAUACCUAGUGUUAAUCCAAUCAAGUAGUACAAACAUAUUAUCUACAUUAUUAAAUUGAAAUUGGUCUUCUUGUA